CUUUAUAAAGUUUGUUAGUAAUCAUCAUCUUGUGAGAACAAUCCUCAGGUGUCGUAAUCGGAGGGAGAAAUAUGAAUAUCUCCAGCAAACUUUAUGAGAUCAAAUUCGUACUUGCUAAUGACUCUCAUCAAAUAUUCUUUGGUCAGAUUUGACUCUUGUAUGAUACAUUUUUGUAAGCUAUUCUUGAGACCUGAAGUGGAGAGACCAUGCAUAAGAUACUCGAACUGUUCUGAGUGUUCUUCCCAGCCUCUCUUAGCAAUUGAUCCUCAACGUAUAAAUCUGAGUUCUUGUAUCUUAGUCGAUGUAAAGCAUUUGGCAAAAUCAGGAGUUCUUGAAAGCGCAAUUGUUCAGUCAACAAACUCAACUUUUGGAAUAUUUCUGACCGCUGAGAAAAUUCUUUUCAGCUGCUUUUGAUUAAUAUUCCAUGUUGAAAGAGAUAUUUUAUUGGUCAUCUUCAAUGAGAAUUUGCUCAAAGCAGGAAGUAAUCUCUUUUGGCUAUUUAAAAUCUCUCAGUUUUCCCUUAUUUGACACGUUCUAAUUCCAGCAAUUGAAUACUUACUUAUAAACUUCUCAAUGAUUUUAAUACUUGUGCGAGAAAUUUCAAAAGUAGUACUAUAGAAGACUCUUGCAAGGCUCAAGUCGGUCAUCUUCUUUAACAGCAUCAAGCCCUGAUAGUCAGAAGAAAAAGCCGUAAAGCUAGUUAGAGGUAUUUUAUUCCAAAAUGAGAAAGAGUUGCUUGAUAAAGCUUCGCAUUCAAUUGAAUCAAUUCUGUUUGAGUGUUGCUCAAGUCUUUUUCCAUUAGC
Messenger RNA from Moneuplotes crassus, 803 nucleotides. The record is from the annotation of a GenBank genome assembly. NCBI's taxonomy places the organism in Eukaryota, Ciliophora, Spirotrichea, Euplotida, Euplotidae.